Klebsormidium nitens is the source of this 1090-nucleotide messenger RNA. Lineage: Eukaryota; Viridiplantae; Streptophyta; Klebsormidiophyceae; Klebsormidiales; Klebsormidiaceae. The record is from the annotation of a GenBank genome assembly.
AUCCACUCAACCGGCUAUACCUAGAUCCAAUAUUUGCACUGCACAUCCCUUUCAAGUUCCAAAAGUGGGUGUGUUUCAAAAGCAGGGAGGCUUUUCUUACUAUUAGAUUCUUUACCUAGGCAACAGAUUUGGUACCUAUUCAUCAGGGUUGCAGGAUAUACGAUGGCAAAGUCUGUGCGAGCUCCUCAUCAAGGGGUUUUGCAGGGCAUAAUUUCAGAUGCCUCCACCAGCCGCUCUGAUCAAUCGCCCUUUAUGGCGGCUCCAAUCUGCCGUCUUUGCAGAGGCAUGCAGCGGAGUCCUUCGACCCUGCUGAGGAGCAGCCUUUCAGAGGACAACCGACCGGGGUCGAACCCCGGUGUCAAGCUCCAGCGCACCCGGAAUGUCCUGGAGUCGGUUUACCAGAUGUCUGCCGUUGAAAACCCCCGAGACCCCGUCCUUGACACCAGCAAGGCGGCAGAGGUCAGGGGGGUAACUGUAGCCGCGCCGACAAUUUCAGUUCGAACGGGGGGAGAGGAAUGCAGUUGGUGCGAUAGGGAGGGUUCCAUAGAGUGCAUGACGUGUGCGGGGUCGGGGCUGUACGUGGAGCCGUGUUUGGAAAGCGCUGGGGUGAUUGUGAAGGUGACGUGCUUGGGUUGCGGCGGGUCCGGCCGAAUACUGUGUCCUCACUGUGGGGGCCGGCGUCAUCAUUGAUCAAUCUUUUGUUGACUUUGUUUCAAUCUGAUCUGUUUCAAGUAGAAGCAAGUUGAACAGGGCGCACAAAUUAGAGGAAAACUUUGUACAUAUACGUGUUUGGUGCAGUGGAUUGUCCAAUAGAUUUUGGUGAUUCAACGUAGUGUAAAACCCUUAUCAAGACUGUCUGCGGCAGUGAUUGAGUAUUUCAUGCAUCUGGCCGUGCUCAUACUAAGAAGGAGGUAUCCGGCAGAAACUUUAUAGGUGCUCAACAUAUUUUGAGCUCGAAUAUGAUAGUAUGUGCGCACUGGUUUGUGUGGCGUCAAGAAGUGCUCUGAAGCUGCUCAUUAGGGACUCGUGUUGGACAGUCAAUCACUGUCAUAAACCAUACCGUUUCUGGCAAUAUUUUCAACGUUUGCGC